Messenger RNA from Leptomonas pyrrhocoris, 4433 nucleotides. RefSeq lists its product as hypothetical. Lineage: Eukaryota; Euglenozoa; Kinetoplastea; Trypanosomatida; Trypanosomatidae. The transcript has a single exon. Gene Ontology annotation, biological process: protein deubiquitination. Gene Ontology annotation, molecular function: deubiquitinase activity. The record is from RefSeq and is a predicted model, not a curated record. Bases 1203 to 4433 code for a protein of 1076 amino acids.
AGGGUGAGAAAUCAUCAACGAGCGUGAAUCUGCGCCCCCAGCCGUUGCGCAGUUCACUACUCUCCUUGUUUCUUACUCCUAUUGUCUCCUUUUUUUUUUCAGUCAACGCUUCAUCUGGUUGGAGAAGCGGCGUACCAUUCCUCUAUUCAUUUUAUCUAUUCAUCAGUCUUAAUCACGUGGCUACAAGCACGGGCACACGCACACUGUCUUCGAUAACCCUUUAACCAGGUUGUGCAUCGCACUGCUUGCUUAACUGCGAACGGCUGCUCCACUUUUUUUUCCUUUCCCCUUCUCUCACCUUAUUCUCUGCUGAUCAUCUUUUCAAGACCACCAACCCCUGCAAGGCGAACGUUCUUUAUUUAUGUAUUUGUUUGUUUAUUAGACAGAAGAAACGUUGUCAAAACAUUUUUUUCCCUGGCCGAAGAGCAUCUUUUUUGUUGUUUGUUUGCUUCGAAUGUUUGGUCUUCUACGCAGUUGGGUUUCAUCCUAGGCACUUCAUCUUGUGUGUAAGUCGCUGCGUAUUUUUGAAGGGAAGAAGCGCACUCUGUAAGAGCAGCGCCUCAUCCUCCUUCCUGCUACAUUUACGUUCUUUGUUGUUUGUUUGUUUGUUGCCUCCGCUUUUUAUAUCAGACUUUAGAGCUUCUUCUUCUUCCUUCUUUCUUCUUUCUUCGUUACAUCUGUUUUUUUUUAGUUUUUUCGUCUUCAAGAAACUCCACCCCGCCCCUCUUCUUCUUCAACUUGGUAUUUAGUUGCUGCUUUUGGACGGUGGUGGACGCACGUCACGAAAGGGCCUCUCCGUACAUCAUCAUUGUUUCCGACUUGUGUGCGACUGUCGCUUCCGCUCACCUCUAUCUGAAUUCUUCUCCUGCAAUUCCCUGACGCUGUUAGAACUGCUGCGUGCUCAUCUGUUGUUUCGCCUUGCUUGUGUCCGCUCUUCGGUUUCGGAUACUCUUUUUUCGUUCUUUCCGCCCUCCACACGUUGCUCCUGUGCCCAACGGCAGUUGUAUAAGCCAACUUGCAUCCCCUCCCUCCUUCGCCCUAUCGGUGUUGUGAGUCGUGUGCGGCCUUUGUCUUCUCCGCCUUCUUCGUUCUGUUGCUCUUCCUCUGUCCUUUGCAUAUAAACUUGUACGUAGCUCCGUUGUGUGCCAUCAGUACAAAACACACGGCAUUAAUUGUAUUAUAUAUAUAUAACGUUAAAGAAAAUGGCGUUUUGUUGUUGCGGGACGGGCGCCACCUCAGGCGUCACGUCCAAGAAUGUCAAUCAGCUGCGACACUUAAAGGAAAUGGGGAUCGCGCGAAGCCCGGGCCCACGUCUGCGCCGCACCGAGGUACAAAUACCCAUCACGCUGAACGUGUACAGCCUCCUCGAGAGCAACGCGAAGCUGUCCAAGAUGGGCAUGGGCGUCUACCACACCGGGGUGGUCGUUUAUGGCAUCGAAUGGGGCUACGGUGAGGUGGUCGAGAACCCCAACGCGUCGGGUCUCUUCUGCGUGCACCCCGGCCAGGCCGCUGGAACACUCUACCGCACCAUCCGCAUUGGCUACACCACCCGCUCGCCGAUGCAGGUCGACACCAUCCUGCACCGCUUGGAGAACGAGUGGCGAAGCAGCGAAUACCACAUCCUCCACCACAACUGCAACCACUUCGCCCAGGCCUUCUGCGACUUGCUCUCCACUACGGAGAAGCUGCAGGUGCCGGCGUGGUGCAACCGUGCGGCGCGCGUCGGUGACCGCAUCAUUCCCCGCAGGCUCGCCACGAAGGUGCAGCACAUGAUGGACGACGAGCCGCCCAAAGCCGUGGCCCCGAGCCCGUGUUGCAACAUCAACGAGGUGCCGCUGUCGGUGGUGCCGCGGGAGUGGUACCUGCAUCCCAGCAUCUUCCAGCCGCUGCGGUACAUCGGCGACAGCAGAUCGGUGUCGGUGCUGUCGCGUGAUCACGUGCCAGCGACUGUCACGGGGAGCCACAACGGUAAAGGCGACGGCUCUCACUACGCGGUUGAGUACGACAUUCUGCCGCCGCCCGGCUACUCACCGGCGGAAGAAGGGAACACCUACCCACCGCUGAUGCACCGUGAAGUCUACCUGGCCACGGACGAGAACGGCAGCGUCUCGCACAUGACAGCGAUCGAGGAGCAGCCGUCCGUUACCCGCACCUCACGGCGGGAGUCGACACGCAAGUCCACCCGCUCGCACCACGCCACGAAGACCACGGACGGGCACAGUCCGUCCCCGCCAUCGCUCGGCGGCGUCGCGGCGAAGGGCGGACAGGAUCGGGUCACGGCGCUGCCACACGUGCGCUCGUCCGUGAGCCAUGCGCAGAGCGGCGGACCAACCGGCUCGCCGCAGGCGUCCGUGCACGACACAGAGACGGAGAGCGUGUUGCCCAGCGACAACAGCGAUGAGUUCCCGCCGGUCAACGUGCCGCGGCCAGAGGUGUCUCCCACUACCACCGAUGCCGCAGCCUCAGAGGAUGAAAUACCCGCAGGCAACGAGGCGAGUAAACAUGGGAGCAAGCGAAAUAGCCGCCUCGGCCGCGGCGAUGUCUUUGCGGAGAAGCCGCUCUACUCAAUGCGUGAAACCUCCGUCCACUCCACUGCCCCCGGCACGCCGGUGAUCAGCUACGGCGCUGGCCACGCGGAACAGAAGCGGCCUUUCUUUGUUCACCCACGGCAGGCCCAACCCGUCGGGUGCAUCAGCGCCCGCCCCUCGGCGCCCACCGCAGCCGCUGCGGCGGAGACGGCAGGGACGCGCGCACGGGGAGACAAAAAGCGCCACAGCGUGUCCACGAGCGACGCGCCUCCCACCACCGCCGCCGCCGCCACGUCGAGCGAGGCGAGUGUGAACACCAGCGAGACGGUGGACCCAAGCCAGCACAAACACGAGAAAGACAGCAAAGCGCAGCGGCGCAAGGAGGUGGUGGACGCGCUGCACCGCGGCAGCACAAAACGGCCGGACGACUUCAGCGACAUCGUGACGGCGGCACCGCCUACUCUCUCCACCGGAUCGCCCAACAUACCGGUCGCCGCCGCUGACACCAAGAAGAACCCCGCGCUGGCGCUCCUGCUCAAGGCCCGCGGCGUCGGCUCCGCCAACGAGGGGACCAAGAAGGGGAAGAAGUACCUCUCCACGCCGCCGCGCAGCGCUGCGGCCGCGCACGCGGACGGUGACAAGAACAACUCCGACGCGGUGUCCGCGCCGGCGCUCUUCCUCGCCGCGCUGGCGAACUCGUCGGCGCCGUCGCAGGAACCCCCAGCGAGUCCGCAGCAGCAACAGCAGCAGGACCACAAAGGUCCGCAUGCAGUAGCGAAGACAAUGGUGGUGACAGAGUCGGUGUUGGGCAACGGACCGGGGGAGGAUCAACCAGAACGGGAAACCACAAUGGUGUACAAGCCUGCCUCGCCGCUUUCGCCCGCGACGGGCCACCCUGUUCCAGGGGCGGCGAACAUCAAGAAAAGCGCCUUUGCUAUCCCUGUCGUGGGGCACGACGGGGAAGACGCUUUGCUGAACACGAACGGCAUUCCCCCGCCGCACCCGACGCCACAGGAGUCGCACAGCAGCAGCGACGGCCCGCUCCACGCACCAGCAGAGGGCAGACGCUCGCCUCGAGCGAAUGCGCCCAACACGCCGCGAAGUCGCCAUCUCCUCUCCAACGCGAGCAGUCUCUCGGACAUGCACCUGCAGCCGUUCCCUCGGCGGCUCUCGGAGAGUGCGGUCCCGCCAUCCAGCGUCAGCGUUGAAGAGCUGCGGUCUCCUUGCGCGGUCAGUCUGCCCGAUGUGCUGCCGCAGCUACCAGACGCGCCGGAACCCCUCCACCACCCGGCGUGGCAAGGUCAGGCUUUCUCUCCAACGCCGGAGCGCGCGUUCGUUUCGGCCACCAGCCGGGUGGCCACUACGUGCUCGUCGCCGGCCACAGCGCACCGGCAGACGCAUCGUGGCAGCACCUCCGUCUUGAGUGAAACGUUCACGCCGUCACCGCAGUCGCAGCAGCAGCAGGCUGAGCGGUCACGGACGCCAAUUCCGAGCUCGGGCAGAAACUUCGCCAGAGCAGGCGCGCACGCGUCCGUCAAUCUGCUGUUGGACCUCGGCGGCGGCGACGCGAUGGAGCCGCCGGUGUCGCGCUCGUCGAUGGUAUCCAACUCAUCGCAGGUCUUCUCCAACGUUGUGCCGCGUCGCAGCACGAGUCGCAGAGAUGCAGACACGCCGCGAUCGCCGGACAGAAUCGCCCACACGCCGAUGGCGCCGUUUCCGCGCAGACCGUCGCUGCUGUCUCGCGAGAGGUCUUCCGCGGCGAGUGUGAAGGCGGUCCAUCUGACGCCCGACCACAGCAGCAGCAGCAUCCACGCUGCGCAGCGAAACCUUGCGGUGGAAUUGAAGGAAACACCAUCGAAAACGUUGACGCCGGCAGGCAGCAAAGGCACUGUCGACGAAGGUUGA